UCAGAUUCUUUUGUCAAACAUGAGCGCUGCGAAGUAUGGUUGUUUUGCAUACUUGAGACGUAAUCCGUGAACUUUUUCCUAAAUAUCUAAGUGUUUUCAAAAUAAAAACACAAUUGGAUAUCUACAAUAACAAAGCAGUCCAAGUGUUAAUUGAUAAAAAAGUGAAAAGUAAAAAGUUUAUUCAGUAACAGGCAGGUGAAUUUAACAAUAAAUAUUACGUAUCAUGUAACAGUGAGAACUUGUGGUUAUUUUGUGGCUGCAGCGUCUAUUUUUGAUCCAGCGGGCUUCCUUGAAGAGACAAUGAAAUAAAUGAACAAUAUGAGUUGGCUGCGGAGCAAAUCGCUGAUCCUGGCCAGGCAGCUGUCGCGCACCCUGGACCCUCGCCACGACUAUGAGCCCCAAGCCUGCUACAACUCCUUCUGCAAGCAUUGGCAACAGGCACACGAGAUCAUUUUAAAGUCUCAGCCGCAACAGCUGCACGACGAUGUCCUGGGUGUAGUCAACCACCUGGAGCAGUUGACCACGCUGCUGGUGCUGGAGGCUCGUGCCAGGGAGAUCAACUGCCAUCUCAGCUCGGCAGCCUGCCUGGAGUAUCUGCUUAGUGAGAACCUGCUCGACAAGCUGUAUGAAUGGGCUAUGUGCACUGGCAAAUACGAGAAUGCAGUCAAAAAUGAACAACUCAAACUGUUCGGACAUCUCAUCAGUCAUUACAGUUCACAGGUGAUAGCAGCGGAACCAUUUCUAAGGCCCCUGUUGAAACUUCUCAGUGGAUUCAGAAACCAGUUGCCUUCGCCUAGCCUUGAACAUCAACUGGUGUCAGUACUGAAUCAGCUAUGCGUGGUUCUGAUGCAGAAUAUGAAGUUCAUCGACCUGUUCUUUUUAACGACGCACACGAAAAACGGCUCUCAGGCAGAAUUUAUAAUAGGUCGUCUCCUCUUAUCGUCCGUACACCGCGAGGAGGUGGCGGGGUCGGUGGCGCGCGACGCCUUCCUGCUAUGCGCCAAGAUGUCCGCGCGCUGCCCGCCGCUCGCUCAUUGCUUGCUCACGGGGAACGCUUGCCCUAUACUCGCCACAGGGCUAAGUGGACUGUACUCGCUGCUGCCGCGCUCGCUGGGCGACGCGGUGAAGCUCGUGCCCGACGACGUCAACCGCGUGCACAAGCUGACGCUGUUCAUUGACUCAUUAGAGUUCUGCAACGCCGUGGCGCAGGUCGCUCAUCCAUUAAUCAGAAAGCAUCUACUUGAUCUGCUGUACCAAGGAUUUUUGGUACCAGUGAUGGGACCAGCGCUGUUACAGAAGAGAGCGGGCACCUUACAGAGUGGGGCCACGGAGCAGGCGACGGCCAUGUUGUACCUUGAACUGCUGUUGAGGUGUGUCACCCCCGGAGGGUUGCUGCGGGUGAUACUGCAUUUUCUGUUCACGUACGAGUACGAUGGUAUCAAAGUGAUGGACGUUUUGUUGGGACGAUUGGAAGGGAAUUCACAGCUGUCACUAGUCACGUUGUCACUAAUGGAGACACUAAUAGACAUAAACUGCGAAGAUGUGAUGUUGGAACUUAUAUACAAAUACCUGUUGAACGGCAACCAUCUAAUGGCGUCGUAUAGGAACAAACUAUCCGAACCAGAAGCAUAUAGAGAAGCAGCAUCAGCAUUUCUAGGUCUCAGUCCGAACUGCUGUUCUAGACCUGUGGAGAAGACCAGAGAAUGGGUUGAUGAUAUGGCCCUAAGUGGGAGACGAGUCUUGGAUUUCAAAACUAGUGAUGAAAAUAGACAGGUGAAUGGAGUACACAAUGAAAUUGCAAUGAACAAUCUAGUCCAUGAGGUUAAUUUUGAUUAUGGGAAUCCAAAAGAGACCUUAUUCAGCAACUACCACGCUUACCUAUGCGACGCUCGCUUCGAGAUCGUAUCCCGAACGAUAGCGUGCGCCAACUGGAGCUACAAAUACGACAGAGUCCCACCGAAAAUCGAGACUAACAACAAUUCCACUAAAGAUCCGAAAGAUAUUGAUAUAGUUCCAACUAGAGAACAAGACAGUCAUAUUGAUGUAGUUCCGACUAGAGAACAAGACAGCCUUGUGUCACUUUCAACAAGCGGUUACGGUACACUGAAAAACAGUGACACGUCAGACAAAGAACCGCAUAGCUUGAACUCUUUGAUCGAAGUAACGGAUGGUAACAAAGAAGUGAACCAGCAAUGUGAUGCGAACGAUAGCAAAGAACACGACAGUUUGACUUCCAUUGGUGAGAGCAGUGGCUACGAUAGCUUUCUGUUCUGCAGAGCUGAUGAUGCAGAGGAUGAGGGGUUUGCGGAGGCGUCGUUUAUGAAAAGCUUUGUGAAGUGCUGCGAUGAUCGGGACUGUGAUGAAGCGCCUGUUGUGAACUGGCGGGCCAGCGCUGACAGUUUAAUCAGCCCACUCCUCGCCAUGGUCCUGAAGAAGGUGGCCACCAUCCUGCAGGCGGACGUGACGAGCGCCUGCCGCGUGUCGAGCCUGGUCUGCAAGCUGGCGUGCUUCCCCACGCCGCUGCUCGCCUCGCUGCUGCUGUGCCAACAGUUCGAGCUGCAACCGAACGUGCCUUCCUUGUUCCAGAUACUUAGCAGAUUAAAAGAAGAAAUCGACCAGUUGACCAACGGGUUGGCGAACAGCGACGAGUUGGUCGACAAGGCGCGAGUGUUCCUCAUACAGAGGGAAAUGGCGUUGGUGAAGCCGCGGGCGCAGACAAACGACGACAGUCAAACGCAACGGCCCAGUUCGCCGGCGCCUCGUGGCGACGAGUCACCGUUCCGUCGCAUGGAGUCCACUCGCCGCAGUAUCUCCUCCAGCUUCUCCAACAUAUUCAAUAGGAAAGCAUCACUAUCACCGUCCCAACACAACGCGCUAAGCCUUCAGAACUCUGCAUACAACUCGCCCGCACAAAAACGACCACUUUUCACCCAAGAGGCGUACUGGAACCAAUCCAUCACCCUCCGGUCAAUCCUCAACGCGGUUCUACUCCACGAGUGGUUACAAGAACUGUCAGCUAUUUGUGAAGAGCAGGCCUUACGAUUGACCUCCGAGUACUAUGAGAAUGACACAUACAUACGAACACUCGCUUUAUGACUGUUAGCCAAUGCCUCUGAGGGCAAAUUAAAAAAAAAUAAAAGUAUUGUCUCUGACACUUGCGUUUAGAAUCAGUUUUAGGAUGCCUUAACUAACAUAGCCAAUCCGUGUAACCUUGUAUUUUUUUAUUUUUACAACCGAUUUCACCACCGUUUUACGUGACAGUAGUAAGUUUUGUCAUUUGAAGUGAAAAAAAAUAAUUUGAAAAUUAUUUUUUUUAAUACAUGAAGUGUUUAUAAGUGUUUUGAAUAUGUUAUGCCCUUAAUGUAAUGUUAUAUUAAUUUGACACUACAAAAUGAUCAGAAAAAUAAAAAACUUGGAUUGGUGGGUGCCACAAAUACUUUUAGCAACCUGUGCAUCAUAUGACACUAAACUGAAGGCCCAAAAGGGGUUAGAAAUCAGAGUUGUAAAGUCAGUUUAUAAAAAAAAAAUAGAAGAAAUAUUUUUUUUCCUUUUUUCCGCAACAUGGGUGAAAGAUAUUUUUCUGGUCAGCCUAGAGUAAAAAAGACAGUAAUAAAAAAAUUAAUGAACAAGGUUACAUUGAUUGGCAAAGUUGUAAAUUAAAAAUUAAAAUAUCUUUUUGAAAGAAAAAAUAUGUCUAAUAAAUGAAUGAAUAAAAUAUAAUAAAUGAAUGUAACGACAUUUUCGAUUUUAUUUUUACUAGAACGUCUACUAUUUUUAAGUGAAAAAUAAAGCCUUUUGAAACCCUUAGGGGUUGGAUAAAAGUGUAGUGAUAGUAGUAGACUUGAGUAGACACAUAAAUGGUGUUCCAUAGACAAAAUCACAUACUUAAUGUUAAGUACCUAAUUUUCUACAUAAGUUAAAUGCUAAUUAAUUUUAAUCAUUGAAUGCCAUGAACGUAAUUUUGAACUGUGAUUUUAUAAUGUUCAAAAACAAAAUUGGAUAAUUAUAAUUUAUUAUUACUUAUAAUAUAGAAUUUACAAUAUUUUAACAUACUUUUUAUAAGAUUUUAUUAUUUUAAUUUUUAACAAUGCAAUAAACUUUUAGAUAAAUCUUUCCUUUUUUGAAUAAUUAUGUCAUAUUUCUAUUAUUUUUUUAAUUUUACGACAUUUUAUAACUGUUUGUUUCUUUUUUAUUAUUGUGUUAAUUUUCGACGUAGUUAUUGUAUUACCUACAUUUGGGUGUGUCAAAACUCAAUUAAAAUUCAUAUCUUCACCAAUAUUAUUAUUAAAAUAAAAGAUUUUUGUUGGACGAGCUAAUCUCAGGAUCUUACUAUUUUGAACUGCAAUUAGAUAGCCUAUUAAUUAAAGAAGUGUAUACUAUGUUAUAUGUGUUAUAAUUUUACGCGCGUGAAACAGCGGGGUACAGCUUUUAAGAAGUAAAACUACAAGUAUUUGGUUUGAAACAUUUCACAUCUAGCCAUCAUUUAACACAAUUUGGUCCAAGUACCAUUUUUAGAUUAAAGAUUAAAAAAAUUAAAGUUAUAUUUUUGAUAGUAAUUGUAAUAAUAUGAGAAACCACAGAAUUGUGAUGAUAAUUAUAUAUUUUUUUUCCAAUAGUGGUAUAUUUUAUUAUAUAGCAACACAUCCCAUAGCAUUUUCGAAAAACCAUAGACAAAUGUUACAAAAUUAUUAAAAAUAGAUUUUUAAACUUAAAACAAUUUGAGUAUUGCUACACCCGAAGAUACGCCAUUUAUUGAUUAGGUAUACUGUUUUAGUUUUUUUGUAAUAUAUAUUGUUAUAAUUAUUCGUGCAACGAUUAAUGUUUUUAAUGUGCUGUCAAAAAAGUGUUUUGUUGUGUUUGUAAAAGUUAAUUUCGCUAUGAAAAAGCGCUUGGAUUUCGGAAAAUUCCGUUUAUAGGGUAUAUUUUUAUAUGUAUGUCGAUUAUUAACGCAUUGUAUUUUUAUAUGUAUAUCGAUUAUUAAGUAACGUAAAGGUUUUGUCAAUUUCAAAUUGUGAUGAUAUUUAUAUCUUCAUAAGGGUAAUGCUUGAUAUAAUUUUAAAUGUUUGGUUUAUAAUGUUAUAAACCUAAUUAUACCUUUUUUUGGAAAUUAACAAAAUGUAUUAUGGAAAAAUGCGCAAAAUUUUUAGGAUAUCUUUCAAAACGUCCCCUUUCCGUCCACGGAAUAUAAAUAUCAUAAAAUAUAUUUUUAAUAUGCUUAUCGUUUAAUUUGAAGCUUUUUAUAUUUGUAAAUGUUUGAAAUAACUUAAUGUUAUUUUAAACGAAGUCGAGGAUAUAUCCUGAACCUGGUUCAGUAUAUUCUGAUCAAAAGUAGACGGGUAAAAUACUAAUGAAUCAAUGACAUCAUCAUCAUGAACAUGAGUUAUAAAAUGUAAUGUCAACAUUUUAUAUCAGGAUAUAAAAUAUAUAUUUAUUUGCUAUUGAAAUCUUGGAUUUCAAAUAUGCCAGUAUAAAAUAAUAUAUUUAAAAAGCCUGUCGCGACUAUAACUACGGUUUGAACACAUCUAAGGCUAAUUCUACCUAAGUGCAAUGUUUUCUUUAAAUAAUUUUUUAAUGUUAACAAGAUCAGGUAAUAUGGAAAUGAUACAUUAAUUACAUUAUGUACUUGAUUUUAAUAAAUUUCUUACUAAUUUCUUAUCUCAUCUAGUUGUCUAACUAGUAGUAUUUUUAAUAUAAACCAGUUACUACCUUUAGAGACCGCUACUUACUUUAGAUUGAUUUAAUUAAACAAUUUAACAAGGCAAAUUUUUGAACUAAAUCUUUCAUUAUUAUUUAGUAUUCAAAGAAAUCUACAAAGAAUGAAGAAAUUUUUGUUGCGAAUUGUGACAAUAUUUUUCAAUAUGCGUAUAGUCAAUCUAUUCCGAGGAAAUAAAAAAAAAUCAUUUUGGCUUUGAGUGUAGUCGUAAUGUGACAAAUUAAGUGCCUUAGGCUCCUUAAUGGGACUUCAACAGCGUCAUCGGGGGUUUUGGGCGCCGAAGCAUCGCCUGAUGGGGUCCGAAGGCAGAAGCAGGAGAGAUGGAUGAAACGACUCUAAGGGAGUCUCCUCUGAGACUGAGACCUCGGAUUAGAGGAUUCCUGGAAGGGUGUUUUGGUUUGAGUGUAUCAGUGUGUGUGUAUAUAAACUGAUGAAUAGUUAUCAUUGCAGACACACACAUAGCCAAAAUUACCGCAAUUGAUUGACUAUACCACUGAACAAAUCAACCUUGCCAAUCUGUUUGACAAUGCACUGCAGAAUAGAUAUAUUAAAUUAACGUUAAAACAUAAUUUAAUUAGAAUCAUAGCACACAUAUUAAAUCUGAAAGGGUUUGGCAACGUAUCAACUCCUUUAGUUUCACACGCCUGUUCAAUUUGUUGGUAUUUUUAUUCGAACAGAUACAAUCAAUUUCAAGCCAUGCUUGAAAUUGAUUGUAUCUGUUCGAUAUAUUGCGAAGGAACUAUUUGUGAGAUUCGAUUGCACAAGUUUGAUAAAAUGUAUUAUAAAUUAUUUUAUAAAUCUUCAUAUACUGAGAAUAAAUUCGUGGAUAGUGAA
Messenger RNA from Bicyclus anynana (squinting bush brown), 6547 nucleotides. Its product is annotated as FHIP family protein AAEL005291. NCBI's taxonomy places the organism in Eukaryota, Metazoa, Arthropoda, Insecta, Lepidoptera, Nymphalidae. The record is from RefSeq and is a predicted model, not a curated record. The transcript is spliced from 16 exons. Bases 310 to 3096 code for a protein of 928 amino acids.